AUGAAACUUAAAUUGCUUGGGACAUUUCUUGUAUUAAGCUUGGCAAAAUUCGGAGCGGUUUAUACAGACUCUAAUUAUACCGAAGCGAAAUCAUGUGUAAAAUGUGAUAAUAAUUGUAACGAUGACGACGAUCUAUGGCACUGCAUUCGAAUUUGUUGCCCUCGUAAAAAUACUAUGGCCAAUGGCGGUUGUAGUUUUGAGGAACAACUCUUCCGAACAAAACUUAAUUUAAACAUAAAACUCGAUGACAAUUCGACAGAGACCCUAUAUUUCAACAACCAAACCCUGCUUACAACGCCGUUUUGGGAUAUAGAUGAAAUGAUCGGUCUGAGCAGAGAUGAGUACACGUUGUACAAGAACGGAACCAUAUAUAUUCACUCCGACAAGAGGCUCAAGUCCAAAGAGGAAUACUGUUUCUAUCCCCAUCAGAUUUAUUCGGACUUCCCAGAAACCAUAUGGAUUGUUUUACACGAGUGGUCAUCGAUAGCGAUACCAGGAGCUUACGUGCUCACAUCAGUUUCUCUUAUAUGCUAUAUCUUAACAAUUGGCAUUUAUCUUUUCGUAAAAGAACUACGAAAUGUCUUUGGAAUGUGCCUAGUGAGUAGCAUAUUCAGCAUAUUUCUUGCCUACCUGAUCUGGCUUAUAGAUGAAUUAAGAUUGAUAGAUAACUUUUGCUCACUGGCAGGUUAUAUCUCGUACUUCUUUGAUUGUGCCACUUAUCUUUGGCUAUCUGUAAAUAGCUUUUGUUUAUGGAAGAAAAUCUCAUCGGUCGAUCGCCAAGAACAUCGCCAUCAGUUUCUGUUUUACAGUAUCUUUGUCUGGGGCAUAUCUGCUAUUCCACUAGGUAUAAUCUUAUGGAUGAAUCAACAGUGGGAAGAGGAUCUUCAAAAAUGGAACUGGUUACCUUUAGUUGGCUUUAGUAGAUGCUCAGUGGAGGUUUAUAAGCUAGCAUCCUGGGUUUAUUAUCUUGGACCCUUUACGAUCCUUAGUGCGAUAAAUAUUAUUAUGUUUGUUCUGACUACCAAACAAAUUAAAAAAACGAAAAGGGAAAUCAAUAAGUUAACAAUACGACCAGAUCGUACCCCAGCUUGCCUUGCCGUCGAUUUUCAAAAGAUUCUAUCAUAUCUGCGGAUCUUCGCUAUUAUGGGCGGAUCGUGGAUAUUAUUCCUAGUUUCGGUUAUAGAAUUGAAUAGCAUCAUUUGGAAUAUUUUCGUUAUACUAAUCCGAGGGCUCCAUUGUGGUUUUGGUAUAUUAAUAUGUGUGCUGCUUAUUUUUAAGCGCAGCACCUUUCGCCUGCUCAUUAAUAAGUAA
Molecule: messenger RNA, 1311 nt
Organism: Drosophila santomea
Lineage: Eukaryota; Metazoa; Arthropoda; Insecta; Diptera; Drosophilidae
Product: probable G-protein coupled receptor Mth-like 12
Exons: 6
Coding region: 1-1311 (436 amino acids)
Biological process (GO): cell surface receptor signaling pathway; G protein-coupled receptor signaling pathway
Cellular component (GO): membrane
Molecular function (GO): G protein-coupled receptor activity
Source: RefSeq, a predicted model, not a curated record